Homo sapiens (human) is the source of this 1798-nucleotide messenger RNA. RefSeq names its product DEAD-box helicase 49 (gene DDX49). Gene Ontology annotation, molecular function: nucleic acid binding; RNA helicase activity; ATP binding. The coding region runs from base 354 to 1484 and encodes 376 amino acids. Lineage: Eukaryota; Metazoa; Chordata; Mammalia; Primates; Hominidae. Gene Ontology annotation, cellular component: nucleoplasm; nucleolus. The record is from RefSeq and is a predicted model, not a curated record. The transcript is spliced from 14 exons.
AAGGGGCCCCUACAAGCGGCCACAAGGAUGGCAGGCUUCGCGGAGCUCGGGCUGUCAUCGUGGCUCGUGGAACAAUGUCGGCAGCUGGGUUUGAAGCAGCCCACGCCCGUGCAGCUCGGCUGCAUCCCCGCCAUCCUGGAGGAAGCUGUCUGAGGAUCCCUAUGGCAUCUUCUGCCUCGUCCUGACACCCACCAGGGGUCCUGCAGAAUUAAACAAGAUGGCCCCGGUGCAGUGGCUCACACCUGUAAUCCCAGCACUUUGGGAGCUCCAGGGAGCUGGCCUACCAGAUCGCAGAGCAGUUCCGGGUCCUGGGGAAGCCUCUAGGGCUGAAAGACUGCAUCAUCGUCGGUGGCAUGGACAUGGUGGCCCAGGCGCUGGAGCUCUCUCGGAAACCACACGUGGUCAUCGCCACGCCGGGGCGCCUGGCAGAUCACCUGCGCAGCUCCAACACUUUUAGUAUAAAGAAGAUCCGCUUCCUGGUGAUGGAUGAGGCAGACCGGCUGCUGGAACAGGGCUGCACUGACUUCACCGUGGACCUGGAGGCCAUCCUGGCGGCUGUGCCGGCCCGCAGGCAGACACUGCUGUUCAGCGCCACGCUGACCGACACACUCCGGGAGCUGCAGGGUCUGGCCACCAACCAGCCCUUCUUCUGGGAAGCACAGGCCCCGGUGAGCACCGUGGAGCAGCUGGACCAGCGCUACCUGCUGGUGCCUGAGAAGGUCAAGGACGCCUACCUGGUCCACCUGAUCCAGCGCUUCCAGGAUGAGCACGAGGACUGGUCCAUUAUCAUCUUCACCAACACGUGCAAGACCUGCCAGAUUCUGUGCAUGAUGCUGCGCAAAUUCAGCUUCCCCACCGUGGCUCUGCACUCCAUGAUGAAGCAGAAAGAACGCUUUGCCGCCCUAGCCAAGUUCAAGUCCAGCAUCUACCGGAUCCUGAUCGCAACAGACGUGGCCUCCCGGGGCCUGGACAUCCCUACGGUACAGGUGGUCAUCAACCACAACACCCCCGGGCUCCCCAAGAUCUACAUCCACCGAGUCGGCCGGACGGCCCGUGCAGGGCGGCAGGGUCAGGCCAUCACGCUGGUGACACAGUACGACAUCCACCUGGUGCACGCCAUCGAGGAGCAGAUCAAGAAGAAGCUGGAGGAGUUCUCCGUGGAAGAGGCCGAGGUGCUACAGAUCCUCACACAGGUCAACGUGGUGCGAAGAGAGUGUGAGAUCAAACUGGAGGCGGCCCACUUUGACGAAAAGAAGGAGAUCAACAAACGGAAGCAGCUGAUCCUGGAGGGGAAGGACCCUGACCUGGAGGCCAAGCGCAAGGCUGAGCUGGCCAAGAUCAAGCAGAAGAACCGGCGCUUCAAGGAGAAGGUGGAGGAGACGCUGAAGCGACAGAAGGCUGGCAGGGCUGGCCACAAGGGGCGUCCACCCAGGACACCGUCUGGGUCCCACUCAGGCCCAGUCCCCUCCCAGGGCCUGGUCUGAGCCCCACACGGCCAUCUGCCCAGUCCUUGACUCGUCCAUGGAGCUGAGGGUCGGAGGAACCUUCCUUGGGGGCAGCAGCCCUUCCCGGGGGCCUACCCAGUGCCCCACAGCAGAACCCGUGGGCGCUCGUGUUGUGCGGGCCCUGCUCCUCUGCCCCGAAACCACUGGCUGGUCCCUUCCCUGAGCCCUGGCCAAGAUUCAGGCUGCAGGGGAAGAAAGAACAUGACCGGGAGGUUGUGACCCCAACCCAAGGUCACCCCCCAGGGGUGCCGCAUACAGGAGGUGCUUAAUAAACGGGUCUUUUGACUUCCUCA